GCAUCUCAGAGUAGGAGGGCUGAUCUAGGAUCAAAUUUGCCUUUUAGAUAAUAAUGACUACAAUUACAUGGACAGGGAGAGACCUGAUCCUAGAUCAGCACUGCAUGCAUGCCAGUUAAAACAGAUAUCUGGUGUAAGACUGAAAGGUAUUAUUUUUAUGCUAUAUUUCUGACAUCUUGGGUUAAAACCAAUGAAUGGGUAAAACAGUAAAGUUCUCCACCGCUGCUUGGCUAAACCACUCCCCUCUUAACCUCUAGUAUGACAUAUUUACUGAGCCUGAGAACACAACUGCGAACAGGGUAGUUUGGUGCGUCGGCAAAAGACACGACGUCGAUAGCUGGGAUAAAACGGAAGGAUUCUCCAACAACAAAUACAGCACCAAAAUGCCAAACUGGGGAGGAGGUAACAAGUGUGGUGCAUGCCAGGGGACGGUGUACCAUGCCGAGGAGGUGCAGUGUGAUGGGAAGAGCUUCCACAAGUGUUGCUUCCUCUGCAUGGUCUGCAGAAAGGGUUUAGACAGCAACAAUGUGGCCAUCCACGACACUGAGAUCUACUGCAAGUCCUGCUAUGGAAAGAAGUACGGCCCCAAGGGCUACGGCUACGGUCAGGGGGCUGGGACACUCAACAUGGACCGUGGAGAGAGACUGGGGAUCAAACCAGAGGAGACCCAGUGUCACAGACCCAGCACCAACCCCAACUCCUCCAAAUUCGCCCAGAAAUUUGGGGGCUCGGAUAAGUGCGGCCGGUGUGGGGAGUCAGUGUAUGCCGCGGAGAAGAUCGUGGGGGCAGGCAAGCCAUGGCAUAAGAACUGCUUCCGGUGUGCCAAGUGUGGGAAGAGCCUGGAGUCUACCACCCAGACAGAGAAAGAUGGAGAGAUCUACUGCAAAGCAUGUUACGCAAAGAACUUUGGACCCAAAGGAUUUGGUUAUGGCCAGGGAGCUGGGGCUCUGGUGCAUGCCAAAUGAUGACCACCAGCCACCCUCAAGACAAUAAUACCUUGUGUAUUUCUGACUGUGAAAACCAAUGACUCAAGUGCCUAUGCUUCUGUGUUUUUUUUAGAGGGUGGGGGAGGAUUUACCAUUUACAAAUACACAAUAAAUAAAUCUAUUUCAAAAAACAA
Coregonus clupeaformis (lake whitefish) is the source of this 1120-nucleotide messenger RNA. RefSeq names its product cysteine and glycine-rich protein 2-like. Gene Ontology annotation, cellular component: cytoplasm; nucleus; Z disc. Gene Ontology annotation, biological process: muscle tissue development; sarcomere organization. The transcript has 6 exons. NCBI's taxonomy places the organism in Eukaryota, Metazoa, Chordata, Actinopteri, Salmoniformes, Salmonidae. Gene Ontology annotation, molecular function: actinin binding; structural constituent of muscle. Bases 384 to 965 code for a protein of 193 amino acids. The record is from RefSeq and is a predicted model, not a curated record.